UAGUAUAGUACUGGGGAGCGUUAAUUUAAAAUUGUUGAAGAGAAGCUUUAACAGGAGUAUUAUAUAAGAUUAAGGUUAUGCCGCUUUAGAACUCUUCUUGGCUCCUAAACACCAAUACCUAGUAUAGUCAAAAUGAAGGCCUUCGCUAUAUUCACCUUUGCAGUAGCAGCCGCUUCUGCGGCUGUAAUUAAUUCUACCGAGAUCGUGGAGGUUCCCAGCGGUGCUCUUGAGAUCACCAUCGAUGGUGUUUCAUGGGGCUAUCUACUGGAUACUACGGAAGGAGUCCGGACUUUCGACGUCUCUGGCACUGAGUAUAACCUGCAGCAGACUAUCGUAACCAGAGGCGGCGUCCAUACAAUCGCAGAAUUGAUUCAGAAAUGGGGCAAGCCUGCUGCAAGGCUUUUCCAGUGUAUCGGUGCUAAGGUUGUUAGCAAUUGUGCAAGCCAGUUCGUCUUGUGUGGCGCAAGCGGCGUUGCGCCUUGGGUUUGUGCAGGAGGUCUCACAUGUGCUGGUCCUCAUGCGGUGGAGUGUGUACAGCAGUUGACAGGUUAACCGUUGUUAGUUGUAGCUAUUAAGGAAUAUACACGCAG
[Torrubiella] hemipterigena is the source of this 590-nucleotide messenger RNA. Lineage: Eukaryota; Fungi; Ascomycota; Sordariomycetes; Hypocreales; Clavicipitaceae. The record is from the annotation of a GenBank genome assembly.